Molecule: messenger RNA, 2219 nt
Organism: Anguilla rostrata (American eel)
Lineage: Eukaryota; Metazoa; Chordata; Actinopteri; Anguilliformes; Anguillidae
Product: protein tyrosine phosphatase type IVA 3
Exons: 6
Coding region: 680-1201 (173 amino acids)
Biological process (GO): protein dephosphorylation
Cellular component (GO): cytoplasm; nucleus
Molecular function (GO): protein tyrosine/serine/threonine phosphatase activity; protein tyrosine phosphatase activity
Source: RefSeq, a predicted model, not a curated record
GUUUUUGUGCGUUCAUCAGACUUGACAGCCUUCCAGCUUUUGCCUCUGUGGAGCUGUCUUUACUUAUUGUGAAACCAACGUAAGAUGGAAGGCACCUGUUUGUUUGUCUUUUGAGGAAAAACUGAGGAUUACAGUUUCUAUCAAGACUUUUUUUUUUCUUCUAAAAACUGCUGAGCAGCCCUGCCCUCCUGCCCCUGAGUGUUUGAUGGAGUUCCUGCAGAGGAGUGGUGACUACUGCCACGCUCAGCAUCCCAGUGUCUGAGGAGAUGCCCCGCCCUGUGCCCAGUGCCGACACCUGACCGCCAGGAGACGCCCACCUUUUCCCAAGCUGUACAGACACACUGAUGGGUUAACGGGCGUUGGCACAGGCCAACGCACGCCAACGGACAGUGUUCCGCCGCACCCCCGACCCUGCCCCCCUGCCCAAGUCCCAGUCCUAAUUAGGGUGAGGGUCCCAACCUGCCGACAGAGGGACUUGACAGGAUUUCCGGACACCUUUAUUCAUAAUUCUUUUUUUUUAUUAAAUAAAAUAUAUCAGUGAAAUCUGGAGAGCAGAGGAACCCUGGGGGGGGUCUACGUCGCGCGGUGAGUGCAUGCCGCUUCAUUAGAAGAGGGGGCGCACGUCCGUCUUUGUUUCGGGAGCCUGGCCCAACUUUGCGUGACUUUGUCUUACGACGCCAUGGCAAGGAUGAAUCGGCCAGCCCCUGUGGAGGUCUGCUACAAGAACAUGCGCUUCCUCAUCACACACAACCCCAACAACUCCACCCUUAGCACUUUCAUCGAGGAUCUGAAGAAGUAUGGGGUCACCACAGUGGUGAGAGUGUGUGAAAUCACCUAUGACAAAGCCCCGCUGGAGAAGGAUGGAAUCACAGUGGUGGACUGGCCCUUUGACGACGGUGCGCCUCCGCCCACCAAGAUAGUGGAGGACUGGCUGAGCCUGCUGAAGAGCAAGUUCUGCGAGGACCCGGGCUGCUGUGUGGCCGUGCACUGUGUGGCCGGACUGGGACGAGCUCCUGUCUUGGUGGCCUUGGCACUGAUCGAGAGCGGAAUGAAAUACGAAGACGCCAUUCAGUUCAUCAGGCAGAAACGCCGUGGGGCGAUCAACAGUAAGCAGCUAACGUACCUGGAGAAGUACCGUCCCAAACAGAGACUGCGCUUCAAAGACCCUCAGAACCACAAGAACAAGUGCUGCAUCAUGUAACUGCACCCGUCCCCCCACCUUAGUCUCCACUGAUGGUUCCCUUAGACUGUGACUGACCUGGACCGUGAUCCCAUGUGCUCGGAGUCACGCUCCCCCUCUCCCCCCCCACCCAAAAAAGGAGAUCCUCUCGUGUGGGACUCCUACCAAGCUCAGGGCGGCCAGAAACAAGCCUCUGAAACGUAGUCUUUGCAGGUUAAUCCCAUGCGCUGGCUAACUGCUUAGCAUACAGACGUUAUCUAGCACUGCCAGGCGUUGCUCAAGUGCUCUAGACUCUCCUGGGUUUUACAGCCACACACUGAACUGACUCCCAUCCCCACGCCUCGCUUUCUGGACUGCCCAAUGGCAUGCUCGCUUCCUGAAAGAUCAUCAUUGCCACAAAUCGGCUGCUCAUAUUAAGAAUCAUGUACCUGCGUGGGCAAGAGAUAAAGAUCAUGAAACUGUAAUGCCCUUGCCCAUGAGCAUUCUAUAUCAUGCACAUAAUUUGUUUGACUUGCCAUCACGAUGCUCAGCUGUUUUUCUUUCUAUGCUGUCAUGGUGUACGUACCACUAGAAUGGGGGGAAGCGGGAGGAGGCUGUAUUGAAAAUAGAAUAUUUUUUAUUUCCUUUUUUUUUUUUUUUUUUUUUUACACAUUUAUUGAUAGUAUUUACAGACAUCCAGCAUUAGGACACUUCAUCUACAUCUGCUGUAUGGGGAGUGUGUACGUGCGUGCGUGCGUGAGUGAGUGAGAGUGAGAGAGAAUUGUCACAUGACACACAUCAAUCCUCUUUGGGCAGUGCAGUGACCAGACCACCCAACACCCCCCCCCCCCCCAGUUCUCUGAGAUCCUGUCAGAGGUCUGACUCUCUGUGGCCAGGUACUGAAGUAACAGUGGCUCUUCGGGACAUUCCCCCCCUGAAUGUAGCCCACUUCAAAUUCGCACAUGAAAUGAACUUUAAAAUGUGGACCGUUCCUGCGGGCAUGCGUGUGUGUAUGUGUUGUAUAGCGGUGUGUUUGAAUAAAUAAAACCAGCAAACUGUA